GGCCCGGCUGCCGGGGCCGGCGGGGACAGCGGGGAGGCGGGCCGGAGCGGGGCGGGAGGCUGCUCGGCGGAGGUCGGCGGCGGGCUACAGGGGACGCCGAUGCUCGCACCUCUCCGUCGCGGGCGACGCUUCCAAGGUGAGGCGCGGGCGGGGCGCCCCCGCCGCUGAGGGGCCGGGGGCGGGGCGCGGCGGGGCCUAGGCGGGGUGCGGCGGCCCGGCCGCGACGUCCAUCCCGGAGAUUCGGGUCGGGCGGCGCCACUCCCGGUCCUCGGCGGACCGAGUCGCUCGGCGCCAGGCUCUCCUCGCCGCGGGGUGCGCGCUGCGGCGCGUUGCCUUGCCGGGGCCGUGGGGUCUGUGGGGGUCCGUGGACCUCGGCCCGGCCAGGCCAGGCCAGGUGGAAAGGUGGUCGCUGUGGUGGAGUGGGGAGAGCGUGACUUCGCGGGGCCGGCAGCCCAGGGUGGCGAUAGGGAGGAGCGCUCGCCUUUGGUCUGCGGUGCGCUCAAAGGGGUUUAUCUGUAAAGGGAGAUUUUUCUGUCACGUUUUCAUGGAGGCAUUGUUAAAGCAGGAGCGUUUGGGUGUGUGGUUGUUGAGUUUUCAAAGGGUACCUCACAGGUCUGUUGUCUCAGUGACACCUUGUGCUGCAUCUGCACUGGCUUAGUUGUGUAAUAAGGGCGAGAAGUCGAUGUUCGUGUUGUGGCUACUUAGGGUUCAUUUCAACUUUGGUAUCCAGAGGUGUUCUGCAGUCACACGGAAUUCCUGCUUGUUUCCUGUGUUGCUGAUCAGAGAGCUAUUUGCGUGAGGUUGGCAAGCUGUUUGGAACUGUCAGUCUGAGCCAACAUAACAGUUAGAAAAUUUUAAAACAUUCUCAUAUUGUCCUGGGUUGUUUUUUUCUAACAGGUGGCCUACAGGAGGUGUAGGAAGGAGUCACAUCUGUACAGAGGAGAUCUGGCAGCAUUUAGCAUGUCUUACUUAUCUGUAAAAGUGUUUGGCAGAAAACUCAAGUUUUUUUCCCCAACACUUUUUUUCUAUUCGCUUGGUGGCUAAAAGAUAAAGUAAUUGGAUUCUGCUUGUUUUUCUGGUAGAUAUUUUGCUUAAAUGCAUCUAUUAAUCUUCCCUUCUAGCCUCCAGUUUCUGCUUUGGUCGUGGUUAUACAGCUCUGUAUUUGCAUACAGAUGUCAGUAUUUAAGAGUACUUUGAGAUGGCUAGGUGUAAGUGCAAUUUCAAGUAAGGGUUAGGAGAGGAAAUAGAGGACGAUGAAAGAGGGACGCGUUCAGGAGGAAAACACUAGCUGUUAUGAAUCAGCAUUGCCUGAAUUUGAUUAAGCUGGGAUGAGAACAGCUGUGGUGGCGACAGACAAGGUUGCAGGAAAGCUGAGCUCUACUCUCUCAUGGGUGAAGAACACUGUAUCGCACACCGUCAGUCAGAUGGCCAGUCAGGUGGCAAGUCCAUCUGCCUCCUUACACACUACAUCCUCCUCUACCACUCUGUCUACACCUGCGUUAUCACCAUCCUCACCAGCGCAGCUGAGUCCAGACGACCUAGAAUUACUGGCUAAACUUGAGGAGCAGAACAGGCUCCUAGAAACAGAUAGCAAAUCCUUACGAUCAGUAAAUGGGUCAAGAAGAAAUAGUGGAUCUUCUCUUGUAUCUAGUUCAUCAGCUUCUAGCAAUCUCAGCCAUCUUGAAGAAGACUCGUGGAUCCUGUGGGGGAGAAUUGUGAAUGAAUGGGAAGAUGUACGGAAAAAGAAAGAAAAGCAAGUUAAGGAGCUCGUUCGAAAAGGGAUACCUCAUCAUUUCAGAGCAAUUGUUUGGCAGCUUCUGUGUAGUGCUCAAAGCAUGCCAAUAAAGGAUCAGUAUUCAGAGCUUUUGAAAAUGACAUCUCCUUGUGAGAAACUAAUAAGAAGGGACAUUGCUAGAACAUAUCCUGAACAUGAUUUCUUUAAAGAGAAAGACAGCCUUGGGCAGGAGGUUUUAUUCAAUGUAAUGAAGGCUUAUUCUUUGGUGGAUCGUGAAGUUGGAUACUGUCAAGGAAGUGCUUUUAUUGUUGGAUUACUACUUAUGCAGAUGCCGGAAGAAGAAGCAUUCUGUGUGUUUGUUAAAUUAAUGCAGGAUUACAGACUACGAGAACUCUUUAAACCAAGCAUGGCUGAGCUGGGCCUUUGUAUGUACCAGUUUGAGUGCAUGAUACAGGAGCAUCUUCCAGAACUUUAUGUGCACUUUCAGUCUCAGAGUUUCCACACUUCUAUGUAUGCAUCAUCAUGGUUUUUAACUAUAUUUCUUACAACUUUUCCACUACCAAUUGCAACAAGAAUAUUUGAUAUCUUUAUGUCUGAGGGUUUAGAGAUAGUAUUUCGAGUAGGUUUAGCACUACUUCAGACAAACCAAGCAGAAUUGCUGCAACUUGACAUGGAAGGGAUGUUACAGCACUUUCAAAAGGUCAUUCCACAUCAGUUUGACAGUGGUCCAGACAAAUUAAUCCAAGCAUCUUACCAAGUCAAAUACAAUGCAAAAAAGAUGAAAAAGUUAGAAAAGGAAUACACUACAAUAAAAACAAAAGAAAUGGAAGAACAAGUUGAAAUUAAAAGGUUGCGAACUGAAAAUAGGCUCCUAAAACAGCGCAUUGAAACAUUAGAAAAAGAAAGUGCUUCCUUGGCAGAUAGAUUGAUACAGGGACAAGUGACAAGGGCCCAGGAGGCUGAGGAAAACUACCUCAUAAAACGGGAGCUGGCCACCAUCAAACAGCAGAGUGAUGAGGCCAAUACUAAACUGGAGCAAGCUGAGAGUACCAUCAGGGAGCUCCAACAGCAGCAGCAAUGGAUGAUGGAAUUCAUACCCUGGAUAAAUCAUAAAUGCAGUUCACGAUACAGUGAAGACUUUGUGCUACAGCUGGAAAAAGAGCUGGUCCAAGCCAGGCUGAGUGAAGCAGAAUCCCACUGUGCCCUGAAGGAGAUGCAAGAUAAAGUUCUAGAGAUGGAAAAGAGGAAUAGCUCUCUCCCUGAUGAGGAAAAUGUUGCUAGACUACAAGAAGAACUGAUUGCAGUAAAACUAAGAGAAGCAGAAGCUUUGAUGGGUCUCAAAGAACUAAGGCAGCAAGUCAAAGACUUGGAAGAACACUGGCAGCGUCACCUAGCUCGCACCACUGGGAGGUGGAAGGAUCCUCCAAGAAAAAAUACAGUGAAUGAGCUACAGGAUGAGCUGAUGACAGUCCGACUGAGAGAAGCAGAAACCCAGGCUGAAUUGAAAGAAACCAAACAAAGAAUGAUGGAGAUGGAAACACAGAGUCAGAUCAAUAAUAACCAUUUGCGAAGGGCAGAGCUGGAGGUCACCAGCCUGCAGGAAAAGGUACAGUAUCUUACUGCACAGAACAAAGGACUUCUUGCUCAGCUGAAUGAAGCAAAACGUAGACAAGCGGAGAUUGAAUGUAAGAGUAAAGAAGAAGUGAUGGCAGCACGGCUCCGUGAGGCAGACAGCAUAGCAGCUGUGGCUGAACUCCAGCAGCACAUUGCUGAAUUAGAAAUCCAGAAAGAAGAAGGGAAGAUUCAAGGGCAGCUUAAUAAAUCUGAUUCUAACCAGUAUAUCAGAGAACUGAAAGAUCAGAUAGCUGAGCUGCAUCAUGAGAUCAAAUGCUUAAAAGGACAGAAAGACUUCUCAGACCAACCCACUUUUGAUGGGAUUCACAUUGUCAACCAUUUCACAGGAGAUGAUGAAUCAUUUCAUUCUUCUGAUGAAGAUUUUAUAACUAACUCCAUACAGGAGAGUGGGGUAAACUUUCAUUUACACAGGAGGACUGGACAGAUGGUUUUGGAUCGCACAGUUGUAGACAGCAGUGACAGUGAGAAUGAAGAAAGCACACUCCAGACUGGAAACUUGGACAAGAUGGUUUCCAAACAGAGGAGAAUGGAAUCUUACUCUACUACUGUGUGAUGAUCACUGUGAUUAGCAUUUGAAGACUCUUGUGUUUCUUUAAGGAUUCAAUUGUCAGAUAAUUGAAGGCAUCCAGCAGUUGGUUUAGUAACUAUUGGAUCUGUUCUGGCCUGUGAUAAAUAUACACAUGUACUGUCCAUCUGCCUUCUCUUUGCCAAAUCUUGCUAGUGACAUACCAUUGCUGUGAAGCAGGCUGGGAAGAAGUUAAUGGAUGACGGUUCUGACAGUAUUACUGAAUGUUCCUUGUUUUAGAAACUGCAAAUGUAUAAUUUCUUUAAAUGUGUAAGAAACCUUUUUGCUGUUCACAAGGAUGGGAAUUAUUUUCCUCAAGAAAUCGCUCUUGUGCAAUAUUUUAUGCUCUGAACAAAUGUGUAUGUUUUACAUCAUUCUUCAUUUGUGAUCAAGAUGGACUCUAACCAUCUGAUCAUAUGGCAUAUAUAUAAUUAUGCUUCUCAAUUACUUCUGUUUUAUUAAAGUUACCAAAUGCUCACAGAAGGGUUGAAAGAGGAGCCAUCAUCUGUACUACUUCCUAUAUACAAGUACUGGUCACUAAUGUCAUAAAGGUGGUGUUUUUCACCCUUUUCACUUAGAUUUAUGUGCAUCUGCUUUUGAUGUUGCUAAAUAAUACCUGGUCUGAAUAUAUUAACUACAAUAAUGUUUAUUUUGUACAUAUUUAUAUAAGUGCACCAAGCUGAAAAUGUAUAUUAUACCAUUUUAUACGAGGAAUGUAAAUGUUGCGAUAUGACUGUCUCUCAUAUUCUACCUGGAAAAUGAAUUCUGUAUAUGCACACUAGAAAUGCUAAAUAAAAGUAAAACACUAACUUUACAUUUAGUUUCAGUCUAGCUACGCUAACAGAUUCCUGUCUAACUGAAAUGCUUGCUCAAAACACUAUUGACUGAAAUCUUUUACCUUCAUAUAUAUGUAAUGAAAAUAAAUUUUUCACAAUUUAA
Gallus gallus (chicken) is the source of this 4874-nucleotide messenger RNA. It is a transcript of the gene EVI5, whose product is annotated as ecotropic viral integration site 5. The record is from RefSeq and is a predicted model, not a curated record. NCBI's taxonomy places the organism in Eukaryota, Metazoa, Chordata, Aves, Galliformes, Phasianidae. The transcript is spliced from 21 exons. The coding region runs from base 1329 to 3923 and encodes 864 amino acids.